AUGGCUAGCCUCAGCCUCGCCUGCUGCCUGCUGGGCCUCCUGGCUCUGACCUCCGCCUGCUACAUCCAGAACUGCCCCCUGGGUGGCAAGAGGGCCACACUGGAGCUGGAUGUGCGCAAGUGCCUCCCCUGUGGCCCCGGUGGCAAAGGGCGCUGCUUCGGGCCCAGCAUCUGCUGCGGGGACGAGCUGGGCUGCUUYGUGGGCACAGCCGAGGCACUGCGCUGCCAGGAGGAGAACUACCUGCCAUCGCCCUGCCAUUCUGGCCAGAAGCCCUGCGGGAGCGGGGGCCGGUGCGCAGCCGCUGGCUUCUGCUGCAGCUCAGAUGGCUGCCGCACCGACCCUGCUUGUAACCCCGAGGUCGCCUUCUCCCAACACUGA
This is a messenger RNA of Urocitellus parryii (Arctic ground squirrel), 378 nucleotides long. Its product is annotated as oxytocin-neurophysin 1. Gene Ontology annotation, molecular function: neurohypophyseal hormone activity; V1A vasopressin receptor binding; oxytocin receptor binding. Gene Ontology annotation, cellular component: extracellular region; secretory granule. The record is from RefSeq and is a predicted model, not a curated record. NCBI's taxonomy places the organism in Eukaryota, Metazoa, Chordata, Mammalia, Rodentia, Sciuridae.